Messenger RNA from Varanus komodoensis (Komodo dragon), 3724 nucleotides. RefSeq names its product rhomboid 5 homolog 2 (gene RHBDF2). The coding region runs from base 129 to 2636 and encodes 835 amino acids. NCBI's taxonomy places the organism in Eukaryota, Metazoa, Chordata, Lepidosauria, Squamata, Varanidae. Gene Ontology annotation, molecular function: serine-type endopeptidase activity. The transcript has 18 exons. The record is from RefSeq and is a predicted model, not a curated record. Gene Ontology annotation, cellular component: endoplasmic reticulum membrane. Gene Ontology annotation, biological process: regulation of epidermal growth factor receptor signaling pathway; regulation of protein secretion.
GCCGAGGAAGAAGGAGCGAGGGCGGGCGAGGCUCUGCAGCCGGCAACUCCGCGUGCGCCCCCAACCGCGGCCGCCCGAGGGGAGCCAAACUUUGACGCGAGCCUCCUGCCUAAAUUGCCCUGUCCAGGAUGACUGACAGUAACAAAAAUGGAAGCAGCCGCUCCAGCACCGGCAGCAGCCGCCUGCAGAGCAAGAAGCCGCCCAACCUCUCCAUCACAAUUCCUCCAGUGGAGACAGAGGACGACAGCAACCAGACACAGCUUCUGAAGAAAAACCCAGUUUUCCAAAAGAGCGUGAGCCUCCAAGAAUCCAGGCUGAAAAGGCAGGACAGCAACUUUGAAAAACAUCCUGGCUUACACAGACAAACUUCACUGUCCCAGAGUAUUCGCAAGGGAGCAGCCCAAUGGUUCGGAGUCAGCAGCGACUGGGAUGGAAAGCGGCAGCACUGGCAGCGCAAGAGCCUGCAGCACUGCAGCCUGCGGUAUGGAAAACUCAAAGCCCCCUACCGAGAAAUGGAGCUGCCCAGCCAAGAAGUGCCUUCCUUCCAAGGCACGGAGUCUCCCAAGCCCCAGAAGAUGCCCAAGAUUGUGGACCCCUUGGCUCGAGGCCGUCCUUUCCGGCACCCAGAUGAGGUGGAUCGCCCACGCACCCCACAUCCUGUCCUGCCUCCUCUGACCCCUGGAGUCAUCUCCUUAACGUCCUUUGGUAGCACAAGGUCUGGCUACACCCGUCUUCCCCGCCGGAAAAGGGAAUCUGUUGCCCAUAUGAGUUUCAAGGCAGCUGCUGCUAUGAUCAGAGGACGCUCGGGCCUGGAGCCCCUGGCAUCCAAACGGAGGGGUAACAAACGGAGCUUUAUGUAUCCCAGCUUCAUGGAUGAGGAUGUGGUGGAUGGCAUGGAAACCUUUGACUCCUCAUUCUUCAGUAAGGUUGACGUACAUGAUGAGAUGUGCUCCAUGCCAGAUGAUGUGUUUGAAUCCCCACCCCUCUCAGCCACUUGUAUCCAAGGGCACUCCCAGCCAGAGGAGGGCAAGACACCCGAGGCUGAGCUCCCGCUUCAGCGUAUAGGAUUGUCUGGCAAGGGCCUCCCGCCAGCAGCUGCUGCUUCCAAGAGGGGCAAGCGAAUUGCUUCUCGGGUUAAACACUUUGCCUUUGAUCGCAAGAAGCGCUACUACGGGCUGGGAGUGGUGGGCAAGUGGCUGAACAGAACCUACCGCCGGAGCAUCAGUAGUGUGGUGCGUUCACAACUGGAGCUCACGGACAACCAUAGGCCCUACUUCACCUACUGGCUUACCUUUGUCCACAUCAUCAUCACCCUGCUGACAAUUUGCACCUAUGGAAUCGCCCCGAUUGGCUUUGCCCAGCACCUGACGACCGCAUUAGUACUGCGGAACAAGGGCGUGUAUGAGAGUGUGAAGUACAUCCAGCAGGAAAACUUCUGGAUUGGGCCAAGCUCGAUUGACUUGAUCCACCUGGGAGCCAAGUUCUCUCCCUGCAUUCGGAAGGACCAACAGAUUGAGCAGGUGAUCCAAAGGGAGAGAGAGCAGGAGCGCCUUUCCGGCUGCUGCGUGCAGAAUGACAACUCUGGCUGUGUUCAGACUCUGGAGAAAGAUUGCUCGGAAACGCUGGCCACUUUUGUAAAGUGGCCAAAACAUAACCCACCAGAGAUUGACCCCAGCAAUUCCAGUCUGAAGAGGUCAUCAGGAGCUGUGUGCGCUCAGGAUCCCAGGACUUGUGAGGAACCUGCUUCAAAUCGACCCCACAUCUGGCCAGAUGAUAUCACCAAGUGGCCGAUAUGUACUGAUCAAGCCAAAAGUAACCAUACUGGCUUACUGCAUAUGGACUGUGACAUUAAAGGAAGACCGUGCUGUAUUGGCACCAAAGGCAGCUGUGAGAUCACUACUAGGGAGUACUGUGAGUUCAUGCAUGGUUACUUCCAUGAAGAAGCAACUCUCUGUUCACAGGUCCACUGCAUGGACGAGGUGUGUGGCCUCUUGCCAUUUCUGAACCCAGAGAUUCCUGAUCAGUUCUAUAGACUCUGGUUGUCCUUAUUCCUUCAUGCAGGGAUUAUCCACUGUCUGGUGUCGGUGAUCUUUCAGAUGACGGUGCUCAGGGAUUUGGAGAAGCUGGCAGGCUGGCUUAGAAUCAUGAUCAUUUUCAUCCUCAGUGGCAUCACGGGCAACCUGGCUAGUGCCAUCUUCCUUCCAUAUAGGGCAGAGGUGGGCCCAGCAGGAUCACAGUUUGGCUUGCUAGCCUGCCUGUUUGUUGAGCUCUUCCAGAGCUGGCAAGUCCUAGAGAAGCCCUGGAAGGCUUUCCUGAAUCUUUCUGGCAUUGUCCUUUUCCUUUUCAUCUGCGGUCUGCUGCCAUGGAUCGACAACAUUGCGCACAUUUUCGGCUUCCUCAGUGGCCUCUUGCUCUCCUUCGCCUUCCUGCCCUACAUCACCUUUGGCACCGUGGACAAGUACCGCAAGCGGGCCAUGAUUAUCGUCUCACUGCUAGUCUUCAUCGGUCUCUUUUCAUCUCUUGUAGUCUGGCUCUACAUAUAUCCCAUUAAUUGGUACUGGACAGAGUAUUUAACCUGCCUGCCUUUCACUGCCAAGUUCUGCGAGAAGUACGAGUUGGACCAGGUCUUGCAUUGACAGAUCAUGGAGGUGGCUGAACAGGUUUGGUGGAUUUUUAAACCUGCUAUAUUUUGAGCAGCAAGGAGCCUUGGCUGUCAGAAGCGAUGCAACUUUGUUUCCAGCUUCCCUUUGGAUUCCACACCACCCAUAAAACAAGUGCCAAAGCAGAACAGCUGGGCAGGCCCUGUUGCCUUGGUAAACCUCCUGGAUGCAACAAGAAGAAUAUAAGCAGGCACGCCGCUUCUACAGCUCUCUGACUUCUGGGAAUCGUUUAGCUGUUACUGGGAGGAAAAGCUAUGGAGAAAGAUCAUUCCUCCACUGACAUCGUGUGCCCCGGGUGGGUUAGAGUCUUUCUUACCAAGGGCUUUUGCAGCCUGGUGCCUGCAGCAGGUGGCAUCUUCUGCCCAGCCUUGGAUACCAAGACACCUUCCACAUGCAGUUUGCAGGAUAAUGGAGACGACCAGCGUUGUACGUUGCAUCCCUUCUGAUCAGCCGGCAAAGGAGUCAGUGGCUGACUUUAUCUGUGAAACUGACUGGGGCCAUUGGUGGAAUGGACGUUAAAGUGACCGUUAUAAAGCACCUUAGUGAUGGGACCGCAUCUUGUUGGACUGCUUAUAUUGACCACCUCCCUUCUACUCUGAUUUCCUACUUGAAGUCUGAUUUUUAUGCAAUUCCUGAUUCGAGGGUUCCUUUCCUUAUGCCUUUUGGCACUAGAUGGUGCUUGGACUGUGUGACAGUUUGUGCCUUUUUUGAGGUACUACGAAUUGUACUGUGAAAAUAAACCCCCCUGUGUCUAUGGGGUAUUUUUAUACAUUUCUUCUUCCAUUUACAGUUUUUGUAUGUCCCUGGAGCCAAAUACUUUCUGGCAAAGAACAUUUGAGCUUUUAAAGAAACCUUGUGCCAUCUUUAAGAAGUGCUGGUACCUAUCCAGCAUUCAUACUGGGUGAAUAAUACAGCCUCCUUGGAUUUCUUAUAGAAGAGGACUUGAAGGAUUUCUUCCCUCUAAAAAAGAGGAAGGUCAAGAAGAUUCUGCAGAGACAGAUGAACUGGGAAGUGGGAGAAAGGAUAUUUUUGGUCUAAAUAAAUUAAUGAUGAAUUUAAAACAA